CUUAUCACAAGGACAUCAAGCUACCCCAGGUGAAUCUCUCUCUCUGUCUCUCUCCUAAGUCUGUCCAUUAGUCAACUAACUCCUUCCUUCUUCCUUAAACUUCCCUCUCACUGUUUGAUACGAACACCAUUACGUUUGCAUCAGAAAAGAGCCUCCAAUCCAUCCCACACCCACCACCAUGGCUCUGCUCGGAGCCCUGCUUCUGGCGUUUGCGUUGGCCGCGAGCUCUGCUUGUUGGGCUCACUUCGUAGUGGAGAAGAGCAGCAUCAAGGUCCUUUCACCGCUGAGCAUAAGGUCGAAGCACGAUGGAGCCAUCGGCAACUUCGGAGUGCCCAAGUAUGGAGGCAUCCUGGUUGGCUCUGUGGCCUAUCCUGGCAAGGAUGUUUCCAAUGGUUGCGAGGCCUUUGAUGGUGAUAAGCCCUUCAAGUCCAAGUUCUCUCGACCCACCAUCCUCCUUCUUGACCGUGGAGGUUGCUAUUUUGCGAAGAAAGUGUGGAACGGCCAGCAGGCCGGAGCUGCUGCGGUGCUAGUCGCUGAUAACAGAGAUGAGCCUUUAAUAACCAUGGAUUCGCCUGAGGAGAGCACUGACGCUGACGGAUACAUCGAGAAGAUUGGAAUUCCAUCGGCUCUUAUAGAGAGGUCGUUUGGGGAGAGCUUGAAGCAAGCGUUGAAGAAAGACGAAGAGGUCGUAAUAAAACUGGACUGGAGAGAGUCCAUGCCUCACCCUGAUGAGAGAGUCGAGUAUGAGUUCUGGACCAAUAGCAAUGACGAGUGCGGGAACCGAUGUGAUGAGCAGAUGAACUUCGUGAAGAAUUUCAAGGGCCAUGCCCAGAUCCUCGAGAAGCGUGGUUACACUUUGUUCACGCCUCAUUAUAUCACUUGGUACUGUCCUCGGGCUUUUGUUGAGAGCAACCAAUGCAAGUCUCAGUGCAUAAACCAUGGGAGAUAUUGCGCACCAGACCCGGAGCAGGACUUUGGGGAGGGAUAUGAUGGAAAGGAUGUGGUGUUUGAGAACUUGAGGCAACUCUGUGUUCAUCGCGUCGCGAACGAGAGCAACCACUCCUGGGUUUGGUGGGAUUACGUGACCGAUUUUCACAUCAGAUGUUCCAUGAAGGAAAAGAAAUAUAGCAAAGAUUGUGCCGAGGAUGUGACCAAAUCACUUGGUUUGCCUAUUGAUAAAAUUAAAAGAUGCAUGGGGGAUCCUGAAGCUGAUGUUGAGAAUGAAGUCCUGAAAAUUGAGCAGGAGCACCAGGUUGGCCGAGGAUCUCGGGGUGAUGUCACCAUAUUGCCAACACUAGUCAUCAACAAUGUUCAAUAUCGAGGAAAAUUGGAGAGAACUGCUGUGCUGCAAGCCUUAUGUGCUGGAUUUAAGGAGGGGACGGAUCCUCCAGUUUGUUUGAGUGCAGAUCUUGAGACCAACGAGUGCCUCGAAAAUAAUGGCGGUUGUUGGCAGGAUGUCCAGUCAAAUGUUACUGCUUGCAAAGACACAUUUAGAGGAAGAGUAUGCGAGUGCCCCAGUGUACAAGGUGUUCAGUACAAAGGAGAUGGCUAUAUGUCUUGCGAAGCAUUUGGACCUGGACGGUGUGCCAUCAACAAUGGAGGUUGCUGGUCAGAUGAGAAAAAUGGGAGAACCUUCUCAGCAUGCUCAGAGUCUCAAUUGUCUGGAUGCAGCUGCCCACACGGAUUUCAAGGGGAUGGUCACAAAUGUGAAGAUGUUGAUGAAUGCAAGGAACGUUCUGCUUGUCAAUGCGAUGGUUGCUCAUGCAAGAACACAUAUGGUGGAUAUGACUGCAAGUGCAAAGGAAACCACAUAUAUAUCGCGCAGCACGAUACAUGCAUUGAGAGGAAUGGCUCUAGACUUGGAUGGUUCGUCACAGUAUUGGUAUUGGCAGCUGUAGCAGGUGUUUCAGUUGCCGGAUAUAUCUUCUACAAAUACAGGCUCCGGUCUUACAUGGACUCAGAGAUCAUGUCAAUCAUGUCUCAAUACAUGCCACUAGACAACCACCAACCCCCUGAAGUUCAAACAGAUGUGCAGCCACUGCGAGGAGGAACAAGGGUGUGAGGGAGAGACUAUGCACACAAUGCCAUGUGAAAGCUGUGAUGUGAGGAAAUUGCUUCCUGCAGACGGCGAACUAUAUUUUUUCCUUGAUCCAUGGUAUACAGUCCUUGUGAGAAUUGGAGAGGGUGGGGUUUUGUUCAUCAUGACACACAUUAGGAUUCUGAUAAUUAUACCACACAAGGAAAGUGUUGGCAGAACCCCACUUGUUCUGUAGAUAAGAGUUGUUGAGUUGUAUACAUGUGUAUCAUAUAAGCCUCAGUUGGAGGUUCAUAUAGAGAUUUUAUGCGAUUAAUAGAUGUUAAAAAAUAAGGUGAAAGAACCAUAAUGUACUUGAGCACUUACAAUAGAUGUAUGUACCAAAGCACUUGCAUUAGAUCUAUUCAUCUUCCUUCUCUUACGCCAA
Messenger RNA from Syzygium oleosum, 2462 nucleotides. RefSeq names its product vacuolar-sorting receptor 6-like. Lineage: Eukaryota; Viridiplantae; Streptophyta; Magnoliopsida; Myrtales; Myrtaceae. The coding region runs from base 179 to 2062 and encodes 627 amino acids. The record is from RefSeq and is a predicted model, not a curated record. Gene Ontology annotation, molecular function: calcium ion binding. The transcript is spliced from 13 exons.